CUUGUGAAGUUUAAAUAAUAAAUAGAUUAAGUAAAUAAAUUUAUUAUACCUAGAUAAUAAGGCAUUAUCAUUAGUUUCAGUGAUGUUCAUUCGGUAACAAGUGCAAAUUGAAAGAAAUGAUGAUUUUAUGACAUGGGGUUCAAAUUAGAAAAAUAUGAGUUCUACACAUUGGCGGCAUUUUUGCUUUGUUUCAUAAUUGCCUUUUUAACAUUUAUGAAUACCAAUUCAUUAAAAAAUGAUUACGAUACAGACACCCUUAAACAAAAAUUGGUAUGUUAUUACAAUCUACCACAUAUAAACCAGUCUCUUCAACCUCAACGUUUAGAUCCUUUUCUAUGUACGCAUAUUAUUGUUGGAUUUUUGGAAAUCAAUAACAAUUCAAUUAUUAUUGAAGAAAGGGAUAUACAUGUAUAUGAGACUGUAGUUAAAUUGAAACAAAUUAAUAAAAACCUGAAAGUAAUGCUUUCUGUUGGCGGAAAUAGAGAGGACAGCGAGUUUUCUGCAAUGAUAAAAAAUCAUGCAAAUCGUAAAGAGUUUAUAGGUUCAUUAAAGAAUAUUUUGCGAAAGUACAAAUUAGAUGGGGUUGAUUUGGAUUGGGAAUUUCCUGGCCUUAAUCCUGGUAGUGACGGAAUGUUUAAUAAUCGUGAGAGGCAACAUUUUUCACAAUUAUUACGUGAAAUCAGAAUGGAGUAUGUCAGAGAGAAAAGGGAUUAUAUUUUAAGUACAGCUGUUGCAGCUCCUAGAACAAUUGUGGACAUAUCAUAUGACGUAUUAGAGUUGAAUAAAUAUGUAGACUUUGUAAAUGUUAUGACAUAUGAUUUUCAUUUCUAUAGCAAAUUCACACCAUUUACAGGUUUGAAUGCACCACUAUAUGCUAGUUCUAAUGAUAUUUUAUACUGGUCUACACUAAAUAUAAACUUCACCAUAAAUUAUUGGUUAAACAGUGGUAUGCAAAAAGAAAAGAUCAUGGUAGGACUCCCAACAUAUGGGCAUUCAUUUACAAAACUACUUUAUAGUUUGUUGAAUCCUCUUAAUAACAAAAUUCAAAGUCCAGCUAGUGGCUAUGGACGUUUAGGUGAGAAUGGCUUUGUGACCUAUCCCGAAGUAAAUUGGUUCAUCAGACACAAUAUAUUUGUUGAUCUUCAAUUCGAUAAAACUUCAUGUUCUCCAUAUGUAUCUGGUGGUAAUGAAUGGAUUUCAUUCGAGAAUACAAGAAGUAUUGAAUGCAAGUCAAAAUAUAUUAAAGACAACAAAUUUGGAGGAGCAAUGAUUUAUUCUCUCAAUAGUGAUGAUUUCCAAGCAAAUGCGAAUACGUUUCCAUUGACAAAAAUAGUAAAACAAAUAUUAAAAUUAUGAUGAUAAUUUUAGCUACAAGAACUUAUAGGAAAUCAAUAUUAUAAUUAUUAGUAUACAAUAAUGAGAACAAUAUACGAGGAACAUACUUCACAUUUAAAAAUUUGUUAAUAAUUAUUAGUAUUUUGAAAAACAUUAUCACUG
Messenger RNA from Ctenocephalides felis (cat flea), 1497 nucleotides. RefSeq names its product chitinase-3-like protein 2. Lineage: Eukaryota; Metazoa; Arthropoda; Insecta; Siphonaptera; Pulicidae. The transcript is spliced from 8 exons. The coding region runs from base 133 to 1356 and encodes 407 amino acids. Gene Ontology annotation, cellular component: extracellular region. Gene Ontology annotation, molecular function: chitinase activity; chitin binding. The record is from RefSeq and is a predicted model, not a curated record. Gene Ontology annotation, biological process: carbohydrate metabolic process; chitin catabolic process.